Messenger RNA from Plodia interpunctella (Indianmeal moth), 833 nucleotides. RefSeq names its product NADH dehydrogenase (ubiquinone) acyl carrier protein (gene ND-ACP). Lineage: Eukaryota; Metazoa; Arthropoda; Insecta; Lepidoptera; Pyralidae. Gene Ontology annotation, biological process: fatty acid biosynthetic process. The record is from RefSeq and is a predicted model, not a curated record. The coding region runs from base 42 to 506 and encodes 154 amino acids. Gene Ontology annotation, cellular component: mitochondrion. Gene Ontology annotation, molecular function: acyl carrier activity; acyl binding. The transcript has 3 exons.
UGUUUGAUUUUUGUCUAUGGAAGUUUUUUGAAGUCGGAAAAAUGGCUGCUGCUAAUAUUGCUCGAAGUAUUUUCAGCGGAUUAUUACGAAAAUCCGCCAAAUACAAUACCUCUGUGGUAUGCCGACUAUCUACAGUUGCAGUACAACAAAAAUUUGCCGCUGUGAAAAGUGGUAUUAAAUUCAUCGACAACCACCACCUUCAAAAUGGGGUACAAUGUCAGCGCAUGCAACAGUACUCAGCAGGGGCGCCUAAGCCCUCGCCGCAGGAAAUAAAGGAUCGAGUGAUAAAAGUGUGCAAGGCUUACGACAAACUGAGUAUGUGUCAGUUGACGGUAGACUCACAUUUCAUGACUGACUUGGGUCUCGACUCGUUGGACCAUGUUGAAGUGAUCAUGGCAAUGGAAGAUGAAUUUGGUUUUGAAAUUCCUGAUGCAGAUGCAGAGAGGCUGGUUAGACCAAGAGAUAUUAUCCAAUAUGUAGCAGACAAACAAGAUAUUUAUGAAUAAAUGCGCAAUAGAGCUAAUUAGUCUCUAUUUUGUUAGACUAACUGCAAUUCCUAUGCUUAUUCACAAUCAUGAAUAAAUUUCAAGUGCAUUUUUUAAAUGUUUGCAGUUAGUCUAAAAUCUUGUGAGAAUACAAAUCGGCUUAGGAUCUAGUUCAGAUUGUAUUGUUACAUUCAAUUAAGAAUUAACAAUUAAAGUAACUUAUGACUGCAAGCUCCAUCGGCAGAUGUGUAAAGUGUAAAUCCUGUUUUUAUUGAUUAUACGCGCCUGUUAGAAUAGUCAAUUUGUUUUUCAUUUGGCUGAUGCACCAAAAUAAAUAAUUAAUGGUUA